UGAAAGUUGAUAAAGGAAAGAAAAGUUUCAUUUCCAAAUUUAAGUUCAAUUCUAAAAGAAGUAACCAAUUGACGAAUACAAUAGAGUUUAAUGGAGAACAAAAGCGAAACAAGUUUGACCCCAUUUUGGUCUACAGAUCAUCUUCAUCGAACUGGUUCACUAAUCAUCAUCUUCUCUCUCUCCUCAUCAUUAGCACACUUUCUCUGAUUCAUUUUCUUAUCUUCACCCCUCCUUUUCUCCUCAUCAUCCUUACUUUCCCUCUUUCUCUAUUUUACUCUAAAAGUUUAGAGUAACUCAAAAUAUUUUGAUAAACAAAGUUGAAUGCAAGUGACAAAGCCACCGACUGUCAAUCGUUUGAUGAAAAAAUACUUUUGCCAACUACAGAUAGACACUCUUGUGCACAACCCUCGACUGUCUACCAUGAAGUUUACUUGCAUCUUGUGCUACUUGGUCUUCACAUUGGGUCAACUUCAAGUUGUGUCUUCGGCCAACUCUACUCGUAAAUUGGACCCACUUGUUGGCCAAUGGUUUAACCUGGAGAAGUCCCUUCGUACGGCUUCAAGUAAACUUGUCACUUCGUUCCUUGAACCCAUCAUCAAUGAAACCCUUCAACAAACUUCAGUCGAUUCUUUAUGUAAGUUUUCUUUGCAUCGUUUCCUUAAAGAUUUGGCUUCACUUGAAACUUGGGCCACUCAAAUAUUUGAUUCAUCCGGAAAACUUCCAAUUACCGGUCUUUUGGAAGGAAGCAAUUCACAUCUUGGUCGUUACGAUGAGUGUCUUUCAGUGCACAAGGGUCUCACUCUUGGGUCACAAGUGAAGACCUUACAAGGCCAAUACUGUUCCCUACUGAUUAGACCACCAUUGCCUCCAAGACCCAAAUGGGGAACCAUAAGCAACAAGAUAACCUCGUUGGCCAACCUCACAGCACCAGAUCAGAUGAUUGGCUGGCUCGCCUCAAACGCACACUACUUUUAUUACGUUCCAAUAAGAAUUGGCUUGUGUACUCCAUCAACUUGCACACCUGAUGAAAUUAGACGGAUAACAAGUUCAAUAUUGACUAAAAUUAACUUGCAAGUUGAAUUGGUUGGAAAUGAAUGUGAUGUUUCAACAAACUUUAACCUUGAAAAUGUUCAUCUGAUAAUCAUAACUUUUCUGGUUGCAUUUGGCUUACUGGUAAUAACUGCAACUCUGGUUGACAUUAAUCAAUUGCAUUUAAUUAAAGGUUUAACCAAUCCAUCCAUUGUUAACCAUUUGAAGGAGGAUUCGACAAAUGCGUCAAUGCCUUCAUUAUCACUAUCAAGUGACCGGCCAAUCAAAUUUGCGCCGAUAAGCUUCCACUCUGAAAAAAGGUUCAUCAAGUUUUUAAAAUGUUUCUCUAUUCGACGAAACGCCAAGAGCAUAUUGAGCAUGAAGGAAAAUCCAACGGAAACUUUGAGUCAUAUCCAUGGAAUCAGAGUAUUGACCAUGGCUUGGAUCAUUUGUGGACACACUUUUGGACUAGUUAAUCACACAAAUUAUAAUCAAUCUUUCAAUUCGGAAAAAAUGUACAACAGCUUCAUCUUUCAAGGGCUUCUCAAUGCAACUGUUUGUGUCGACACAUUUUUCCUGCUCAGCGGGCUUCUCACCGUCUACUCAGUUUGGCGUAAAGUUGACUCACAUCAAAAGGUCAAUCCACUUGUAUACACAUUUAUCCGUUACAUAAGACUCACUCCACCAUACCUUGUAGCCAUUGGCAUUGCCUUGAUCCUUCCCUCACUAGGACAAGGUCCCCUCUGGAAAGAGACUGUCAACCCAGUAGCCGAGCCUUGCUACUCAACCUGGUGGACCAACUUGCUGUACAUUAACAACUUUGUUCAAACAAAAGACAUUUGUUUAAUGCAUUCCUGGUAUUUAAGCAAUGACUUUCAAUUCCACAUUAUUGGCCUCAUUUUAGUUUCCAUUCUCGUCAGAUCAACUCAAAUGGGUUUCCUUUUAAUUACUUUUCUCAUGGUAACAUCAACAUUAAUCAGUUUCUGGUUGGCAGCAGUAAAUAAUUAUCCGCCAACAAUUGUAUCAACAUCACCAGCCACACCGGAAAGAUGGAAUUUCAUUUUGGAUUAUUAUUACAAACCUUGGACUCAUCUAUCAAGUUACCUGAUUGGCCUAAUAUUUGGUUAUCUGUUGGCUUCAAAGAGAAAAUUUAAAUUCUCUAAGAUUACAUUUCUUUUGGUUACCUUUUCCAGUCUUGUAUCGACUUUUGUUUCCCUUUACGGUAUUUACCCUUGGAAUGCUGGUCAACAAGUAAACACUAUUUUGGGUUCGACUUAUGCAGCCACAUUUCGGUCAAUCUGGUCAUUCAAUGUUGCACUCUUUAUCUUUUAUCUAGCUCACCAUCGUUCAAGUAUUCUGUAUAAAUGUUUAUCAUGGAAGGGUAUUAUUCCUUUGAGCAGAUUAACUUAUAUGGCUUAUUUAUUGCAUCCCUUCAUUAUAUGGUAUCAUUAUGGUUCAACUCGGCAACCUUUAACUGGCUCCGGUUAUUCAAUGUUUCACAGUUUUCUGGCCUUUUAUUUGUUCACUUAUUUGGUGUCAUUUGUGGCUGGAUUGUUGCUUGAAUCACCUUUUAUUUGUCUAAUUAAACUGAUUACAUCGGCUAAGAGUAGUCAGUUUAAAGACUCUCAACAGCAUUUACGAUCAAAGUCAACCAAUAAACUCGUCUAUCCUUCACCGUGAUGAGUUCUGGCAUAAAAAUUUUCUAAUAAGUUCUUUCGUCUUUACAUUCACUAAUGAAUGAAUAAAUAAAAUAAAUACUUUUUUAAAGCUUCUAACAUGUUAAAUGGUGGAAAUAACA
Messenger RNA from Tetranychus urticae (two-spotted spider mite), 2827 nucleotides. RefSeq names its product nose resistant to fluoxetine protein 6-like. The record is from RefSeq and is a predicted model, not a curated record. NCBI's taxonomy places the organism in Eukaryota, Metazoa, Arthropoda, Arachnida, Trombidiformes, Tetranychidae. Gene Ontology annotation, molecular function: acyltransferase activity, transferring groups other than amino-acyl groups.